Molecule: messenger RNA, 735 nt
Organism: Lolium perenne
Lineage: Eukaryota; Viridiplantae; Streptophyta; Magnoliopsida; Poales; Poaceae
Biological process (GO): DNA repair; telomere maintenance
Molecular function (GO): DNA helicase activity
Source: RefSeq, a predicted model, not a curated record
AUGGUCCUUAGAGACAUUAGGGAUCUGGUGCAUUCCAUGGGAAAAGAUAUUAGCAGUUAUGGACUCCCGGAUUGGGAUCUGGUGGAUGAUGAGUGUUCCAAUGGAGAUUCCAGAGAGGUACAAGAGGAUUUGUCAGUUAGUUUUGACAAAGAAGACACAAACAUGUUUACAUCUCUUAACAAAGAGCAGUGUGCUGGUUUUGAUGAAAUCCUCUCUCAUGUUCUCAACAGAAGGAGCCAGAUUUUCUUUGUUGAUGGUCCGGGUGGCACGGGGAAGACAUAUCUAUACAAAUCACUCCUUGCAAAGGUCUGUUCCUUAGGUCAAAUAGCUAUUGCUACAGCUACAUCUGGUAUAGCGGCAUCGAUCAUGCCUUGUGGGCGCACCGCCCAUUCCAGGUUUAAAAUUCCGAUUAGGCUCACAGACAGCAGCACAUGCAAUUUCACCAAGCAGAGUGGUACCGCAAAGCUGCUCAGUAGGGCAUCUUUAAUAAUCUGGGACGAAGUUGCCAUGACGAAGCGCCAAACUGUUGAGACGCUUGAUAGGUCCUUACAGGACAUCAUGGGAUCUGCUUUACCUUUUGGGGGGAAAGUCGUGGUGUUUGGAGGAGAUUUUAGGCAGGUCCUUCCCGUUGUAACACGUGGUACAAGAGCUCAAAUCACUGAUGCCAGGCUACAGAGGUCUUAUUUAUGGGAUAAGAUUAGGAAGAUACGCCUCACACGCAAUAUGAGGGCAUAG